GUUGACACGCAGUGUCACAUUCGUGUCAGGCAUGCGACAAGGGAUUCCGCACCUCCGUCACCUGGUGCUCACUAUGGAGACCAGCAAUAGCAUAACACUCAACACCGCACCCUCGCAAAACUUCCACACGCAUCUCGAAGAAGGAGGUUCUGCCACAGAAACCGCCACGUCAUCGCCUCUCCCGAGCGAGCAAGUCAGCGCCGACUGCGGUGAUGCUGCGGAACAAAACCUCCUACGUCUAGAAGCUUAUGGCAGCCACAAGCGUUCCGGCUCACGGUCACAGACACGCCGGCGACUGUGGUUUGGCCGACCCGGGCCGGGCUCGGCUGGGCGGCUGGCUCCAGGCUGCAGGUGCCGGGGCCUCCUGGCGGGAGCCUCUCGCGGACGACGGUCGUCGCCCAGGCAACGAAGGCCAGCCACAGGAGCACAUCUCACACCACUCUCGUCCCCUGUCCUAACGAUGCUGACUAAAGCAAGUCGCGUGGCAGCGCCCGGCGUCAGUGGAGCAGAGAAGCCCCCCCGUCCCGGCCGCACGGGAGGGCGGGCCGAAGGAGGGAAUGGACGAGGGCGACCGCGGUCUGGAAUUCUCGCCCGGAACAUGAGCACUCCUAACCGGCGCCCGUUCCCGGUCCACGUUCACGCGCGCCAGCCGCCCCGAGCCGCCUCCUGUGUCUUCUGCUCUGCCAGCCGGGCGCCGGCGUGUGACUGCUGUGUUGUUGGAAGCCAUUCCCUUUUCUCCCUUCCAUCUUUCGCUGUGGCAAAACACACGCGGCGCGGAGUGCACCGUCUUGGCCGCGCGAGGGUCCGCGCCUCAGUAGAUUAAGGACAUUCACGACAGGCAGGCGCCGCCCCCAUCCUUUCCGGAACUCUCCCACCUUCCGGAACCCAAGCUCUGUCCUGUGCCGCCCUCUCCGCCCCCGGGCGCCUCCUCCCCACCCUGGUCUCCAGGGAUUUGAAAGCUCCAAGUGCCUUACAUAAGUGGAAUCACGUGGCACUUGUCCUUUGUGACGGGCUUCUGUGGCUUAGCACGUGUCCUCAGGAGCCAUCCGCGCGCGCGGCAGCAGCGGCCAGCUUGCUUCCGUCAUGCUGCCCCGUGUUUUCACGCGUCCCUCAUUUCCUGUGUGGCUGUCUUCUUUUGUGUUCAGUUGAUUUUUUUAUAGCGAAAUGUUUAAGUUCCUUUCUCAUUUCCUUUUGUGUUUAUGCUGUAGCUAUUUUCUUUGUGGUUACCAAGGGAUUACGUUUAACAUCCUGAAGUUAAAGCAUUCUGAUUUGGAUUUAUAGCAGCUUAAAUUCGGAAGCCUGUGAGACGUCCGCUCCUUUACAGCCCGGUCCCCACCCCCUUCAGCUGUUAAUGUCACAGGAUUGCAUCUUUGUGACCGUGUGUCCAAGACCACAAACUAA
Felis catus (domestic cat) is the source of this 1401-nucleotide messenger RNA. RefSeq lists its product as uncharacterized. The transcript is spliced from 2 exons. Lineage: Eukaryota; Metazoa; Chordata; Mammalia; Carnivora; Felidae. The record is from RefSeq and is a predicted model, not a curated record. Bases 32 to 823 code for a protein of 263 amino acids.